UACAACUGGGAUACAUAAAAACCAUGAAAAGCCAGUUAAUAGGAUUUCUUAUGAACUUUUGGAUUCCUUUUUCAGUUGCUUUAUAUUUUCACAGUGGAGAAAGAGAAGAGAAAUGUAUAAUUGAAGAUGUUCCCAGCGACACGUUGGUAAUUGCGAAUUACAAAGUACAACGCUGGGAUAUACAUAAACAAGACUUUCUUAAAUCCGCUCCUGGUUUGGGAAUGUUUGUGACUGUCACAACUCCUUCUGCUGAGGUACUAUUGUCAAAAUUGUAUGGGUCACAAGGAACAUUUUCUUUCACAUCCUAUCUAUCUGGGGAGCAUGUUAUCUGUUUACAGUCUAACUCCACAAGAUUUGUGGCAUUUGCAGGAAGCAAACUGCGUAUCCAUUUGGACAUUAGAGUUGGAGAACAUUUUUUGGAUGAAUCUAUUGUUCAAGCCAAAGACAAAGUGGAUGAAGUUAACUUUAGACUAGAACACCUAAUUGAGCAAAUUCACCACAUAGCUAAAGAACAAAACUAUGAAAGAGAGCGUGAAGAAAAAUUUCGGAAGACAAGUGAAGAAACCAACAGCAAUAUUUUGUGGUGGGCUAUUGUACAAACACUAAUCCUCAUCUCCAUUGGAAUCUGGCAAAUCAAAUCUCUCAGAGAUUUCUUUAUAUCUAAGAAGCUUGUUUAAGUCCUAUGAAGUAAAUGCACAGAUUCAAAA
Molecule: messenger RNA, 707 nt
Organism: Cariama cristata (Red-legged seriema)
Lineage: Eukaryota; Metazoa; Chordata; Aves; Cariamiformes; Cariamidae
Product: transmembrane emp24 domain-containing protein 11-like
Exons: 5
Coding region: 24-677 (217 amino acids)
Biological process (GO): endoplasmic reticulum to Golgi vesicle-mediated transport; Golgi organization; intracellular protein transport
Cellular component (GO): COPII-coated ER to Golgi transport vesicle; endoplasmic reticulum-Golgi intermediate compartment; endoplasmic reticulum
Source: RefSeq, a predicted model, not a curated record